AUGGAAGUUCGUAAAAAUGUUAAUGGAGCUUGUCGUCUCUGCCUUCAUGGAGAAGGAAGGAUUUCAGUUUUUGAAGAGAAUCCUAAAUGUUCCAUAUCUCCGGAGAGCAUAUAUAAUUGUGUAUCUGUAAAGAUUACCAAAGAAGAUAGAUUACCUAAAGGCAUCUGUGAAAUCUGUUUAUCUAAUGUUAAAAGUUGGUGUAUAUUUAAAGAUACUUGCGAUAAAACACAAGAAACUUUAAAUGAUUGGCUCAAUUGUAAUGGGCUCAGUUCUGAUGUCAAAGAGGUGGAAGAUGGCAUAUCAAAGAACUUGUUUAAUAAUACAGCCGUAAAACCUUUUGAAAUAAAUCAUGGGAAUGAAAAUUCUGUUCUUCCAGUCUCGGCAUUACCUGAAGUGGUGGAAUCAGGUAUAUGCCUUGAUGAAAAUAAGAAAAUUCCGAAAACUUUACCUGAUACAUCUAAACAUUUUACAGAGGAAAGAACAGGCGAAAUUUCAAGCACCUUAUUUACUGAGGAAGAGAAUAAACAAUCUUCAAUUGUCAGCUCGACAAAAGAGAUUUCAGAUUCUUGCCUAGAUAAUAAUAUAAUCAGUUUAAAUGACAGCAUUGAAAAUGAAAAUGUCGAAUCUCAUAGUAUUCCUAAAGGUUUUCUUAAGACGACUGAAUCGGUUAUGGCGUUAUGUAAUGAGUUACAAGAAAGUAUUCAGAAUAAAGGGGUAUCUAAUUCUAUUGAGCCAAUGGAGGUAACUUCUAAUGACAUUGACAACGCUUUACCAAAAAUUUCCCUACCAACCAGUUCAGAUAACUUAUCGACCAAUGAAAUAAAUGAUUGCUUUUCAGCUAUAAACAGUUCGGUCGAUGCAGUGGAAGCCAUCUUGGAAAGUUCUUCCCUUUUGGAGAAAGAAAAUAAUAUGAAAUCUGUUGACUCCAACCAUGAUUCGAUGGACACGGAGGAAUUGGCAAGUUCUCAGGGUGGUGUGAAACUUGUUUGUGAUUCUGAGGCGAACAAAUGUCUAGAUGUAAGGUUGAACGAAAGUGCUGAACUAACUGAAGUGUCACCAUCAUCUGGAAAUGUGUCCUCUGCGACAGUGGAGUCCCCGGAUUCAGUAGCCGACAAUGCCAGUGGUGAUUCUAGAAUUAAGUUAUCAGAAAAUAAAGUUAUUCCCGAUACCACAACAGAGCCUACACCAAAGGAAAAUGAAGCAGCAAAGAAUGACCCAUCUCCUGAUUCGGACAAAGAAAACUCUACUCCGAACUCUGCUACACCAGCCAAUGAUAUUUCUAAAGAAAAACUGAAAGUACCAGAAUCAGUUGAAACAUCAACAGAAGGAGAAAACCAAUCUUUUUCUGGUUUAAGAAUUGAGUCCAUUUCGACUUUAAAUUCUGAAACUUCAGAAUUUUUCAGUCCUCAGGACGGUAAAACAACCUCUGAAAACAAUACUACUGCAAAGCAAGUAGAAAAAGUUGCUGAAUCUAAUACUAAUGAAAGCUCUAACUCAGCGGUGGUGUGUUCUAGUUCAGGUAGCAACAGGGAAAGUGAAACUGUGGAGGGGCAAAGUUCAGAAUCAGAGGUUACUUCAGAGCAGUUGAGCGUUCCGUCACCUGUUCAAGAUAACUUCACCGACGAGGAUAGAUCUGAAAUAAAUGUCAAUGACCAUCUGGAAGUUGAGAUGAACACCAGGCCUGAUGCUGAGCAGGAAAUUGUGUUUUCGCAGUUGACGGUCCAAAACAUUAAACAAGAACCAAUAGAUACUCAUGAAACAGUGCCCUCCAGCCAUAUCGAACCUAUUUUCCCUAUAAGGGUAAAAUCUGAAUUCAGUUCUUACGACUUUGAUGAUAUCAGUGGAGAUCUUGGAAAUCAACCUUCUGUCUCAGGACAAGAAACUAAUAAAUGUGAUAUAUGUAAUCGGAAGUAUUCUUCCUUGUCUAAUUAUCUGAAACAUCUUCAAACCAAAGUUCAUUUGUACAAUGCCUCAUUAGGUCCAGACAACAUUCCGUUACCUAAUAAUGUCGCUCCACCAGAUUAUGUUGAUCCUAGGAUAAGUUAUUCAGAUUCAUAUUCUGAGGAUUCUAGACUUAGUGGUUAUUCCAACGAUUCUCCUAUGCUUCGUUCUAGACUUUGUCCUGAAGAUUUUAUACAACCUCCAGUAAAUAGGUAUCAGCAAUCUAUCAUUCGGCAAGCGCAACCAAGAUUACCUUACCCAUCAUCUUUUAGUAAAUUAUCUAGAAGAAAAGAGAAAUGUAGGUUAUGUAACACAAAAUUCACAUAUAUAUCUGAAAUGAGAAGACAUUUACUUUCAAAAAAACAUAAAUGUAAUGAACGUUUAAUGCGAGAUAAUCCCCUCAUGAUGAGAGAAAAUGAGCGGAUGAUAAGAGUAAGUGAGCAAAUGAUCAGAGAAAAAGAACGUAACAUGAAAGAAAGGUCUAUGAUGUAUUCUAGAAAUGAAGAAACACCACCUUUACAAUUGGAAAAGAAUCAAUCAACAUUCAUAUGCCCUAUUGAAAAUUGUCAUUAUUCUUGUCAAAAAGGGGUCCGACUGUUAGCUCACAUGAAGACGCAUGGGAUUGGGCAGCCUUCUGCACCUCCUGCACCACUUGUCUCAAAAGAAUCCGAUAAUAUUGGAACUAAGCCUAAGUUGAGCCUGAGGCAGCAGGAAUUACUUAAGAAAGAAUUAGAAAAACGAAAAGCUAAUGUUUUCAGUGAACAAAUCGUUGUUGAACCUUUGAUUCAUGAUUACAGAUGUGAAGGUUGUAGUAAGACAUUCCUCCGAGAAAGUGGUCUCAAAAAACACAGCUAUUACUGUUCAGCGAAAAUUGCUAAUCAGCAAGAGUAUGAAGAUGAAGUAGAAGAAGAAGAGGACGAGGAAGAAGAAACGCCUAAAUUAACUGAUAACAUCCCAGAUAACUUACAAAUAAAGAAAAUGCAUUGCCCAAUAUGUAAUCUGACAUUUGCUGCUAAAAGUGUAUUUAUCAGUCAUGUUCAGAUUUAUCACAAGGGAUCUGCAUUGGAAAGUGGGCUUUUCAGGCCAAAGAAGGCUGUUAUUACCUCAAAUAAAUUACGUGUCAAGAGCAGAAAAGGCCAUGGCUAUGUCUGCAACCAUUGUGGUAAAAAAUUCAACCUUUUGUCAUCAUUGAAUUUUCAUUUAAAAGUUCAUAGUACCAAACAUAUUUGCAAAAUUUGUAAGAAAGGAUAUGACUCUCGUAGGGCUUUUAUGGAUCAUUGUCGGUUGCACUUCUUACCGCCUGGCUCAAAACAGACUUUAUGCCAUAAAUGCUUUAGGGUGUUCAAAACAAGAGCAGAGUUUUCCCACCACCGAAAGCAUGAUAUGUGCUCUAUCAAAAUGAAAAUCUAUACUUGUAAUAUUUGCCAGCAUUCGUUCAAAGAUCCGACAGCUCUAGAAGAACAUAAAAUCAGGUUUCAUAAUGAUGUACUUGAUGUUUCAGAUGAUGAACAAACUUCACCUGUCGAUCGUAGGCCGAUGGUACAAAAUUUAUCUAUUGGCCGUCAGAAUUUUGAGACUGGUAAUGAAAAUCCCCGCCCCGGGACAUCAGCAAAAUUGCACUCUUCUAACACAAAUCAGUCAUCUAGUUCGGCAAAGAGUGAUCCAUUCCUGCAUUGUGAUGUUUGUGACAGGGAUUAUGCCACUUUAGCUUCAUUGAAAAAACAUAUGUGGAAGUAUCAUCAAACAAAACCAACGUUAACUCGGCAAAUAGAGAUUGCUAAGAAAAAUAAAGUUAUUAAAGCUAGUGUUCCUAAAUGCUGGAAAUGUAAACAUUGUAGAAGGGUGUUUAGUAACAGGAGAAUGCUCGUUGUCCAUCUGAAAAAAUGCAAAUAUAAUGCUUUUGAGUUAGAAGAUGGAAUGUGUUUACAAUGUGGAAAAUGGUGUGAAUCAGGAAAAUCUAGAAUCUGCAGGUUUUGUCUCCCAGAUUUAAAUAAAAUUCCAAAGACUAAAAAAAGUUCACUAGAAUCGAACUUUUUGAUGACACCUAAGUUGGAAUUCAUGAUGAAUCCGAAGCAAGAAGUAAAUUCAGCCCCUCCCAGAAUACUGAAUCCUGGUUUGCCAGGUCCAUUACCUAAAUCAAAAACCCCACUUGCCCCAAGGGGGAUAAGGCUUAUGAAGUGCCCUGUCGGUAACAAGUAUUUUCGGAGUGAAUUAUUAAUGAUCAAGCACUAUUCUCAAUGUGACGGCAGCUGUGAGAAUCGUUGCAGUCAUUGCAGAAAACUCUUAAAUUCUGCCAAAGAGUACAGAGUUCAUUUAUUAAACAGUAACUGUUAUGGUCACAGCAGAGCUAAACCCAAAGGUACCAAGUUACCCACGAAGCAGGUCAGCAGAUUCUCUUUACCAAACUUUUCUGAACUUGAGCCGUUUGUUGCCAAGAAAGAGGAUGCAGAAGUAUCGGCUGAAGUGAGCACGAUAGACAGUAGCAUUUCUGAUGAAAGUAGUUUGAUGGGAUUGGAUUCGGGAAUGUUAAAUGAGCCUUCUAAUAAAAUGGCUGAAGAAAAUUCUAUAAAGAUUGGUAGGGUUUGCACCAUUUGUAACAAAGUUAUAACUAUGCAAAGAGGUCUCUACCGCCAUGUUUACAGUUGUUUUAAAAUUAACAUGCUUUCACAAGAAAGUGUGUCUUGUAAAAAAUGUAGCAGAACAUUCAGUAAACAUCUAUCUAUGAAGGAAAAUACUGCUUCAAUCAGGCAACAUAUACUCGACUGUCAUUUUAUCCCUUACUAUGAAGGAGAAGGUCUCCUAGAAGAUGGAAGGCCUUCGAACAUCCCUCCUCCACUAUUGUGUUACGUUUGUUCAUUUGGCUUUUCGAGUAAUGAAAAUCUUAGGCGACACAUUUUGGAGCAUAGGAGUAGAAAAGAUGAAGUAAACAACAUUGUUCUCCUUCUAGAAGCCGAGCUAUUGUCUGAAAAGAGAAUAAAUUCUGAUACUGUUUGUUACAACAUUGAGAUACAGCCAGAAAGUACUGAAACAUUAUCUUCUCAACCAGUGAGAAAGAAUAAUGUGUUACGUUUCAAAGUCCCUGGGAUGCACAGUCUAGAACCUCGAAAAAUAAUAAGAAAAAAGCUAUUGGAAUGUGAGAAGUGCAGCAGAAAGUUUACGAAUCGUAAUAAAUUUUUAAGGCAUAAGAAGGUUCAUGGGAUUGUUACACAAAGUGUGUUCCAUGAGGUUUCUGAAAACUAUUUAGAAUACAUUAGCGACCAAACAGAACCACCUUCGCAACCAACACCUCUACAAGAACCGCCACCGCCUCCUCCACCCAGUAAUUAA
Molecule: messenger RNA, 5268 nt
Organism: Nezara viridula (southern green stink bug)
Lineage: Eukaryota; Metazoa; Arthropoda; Insecta; Hemiptera; Pentatomidae
Source: the annotation of a GenBank genome assembly